Messenger RNA from Chelonus insularis, 8349 nucleotides. RefSeq names its product protein kinase C-binding protein NELL1-like. Gene Ontology annotation, molecular function: heparin binding; protein binding; calcium ion binding. Bases 1011 to 4463 code for a protein of 1150 amino acids. The transcript has 14 exons. The record is from RefSeq and is a predicted model, not a curated record. Lineage: Eukaryota; Metazoa; Arthropoda; Insecta; Hymenoptera; Braconidae.
CGUCGUUCUGCUGGUGAGCCCUCAGUUCAGUAGUCAGAGCGCCGCGCCAGUCUUCGACGAGCUAUCCGCCGACUAUCAGCCAAUGCCGCUUCGGGCCGUUUCGACAUCCAGCUACCGGGACACUUUCGGGCUGACUUGUAUUGUCGGCUUCCGUUGCUAUACUUGCGCAUCUUCACGUGAUUUAAUCACUUCUAGCACAAAUCUGAAAGAUUCGAGGUUUCGUUUAAUUGAGAAAAAAGGACAACUACCUUACGAAGAGUGGAAACGACGGAAGUGCUGUGCCACCGGCAUCAAGUAGUUGAGUUGAUAUCGCGUUAAUUCCAUUUUAUACUUUUUCCUGAAGUCUCACUAAUAUUUUUUAUUUUAUUCAAUACUGUCUGUCAUUUGUACCUUUAUCACGUUUGACGUUGAGCCGUGACAGGCCUACUAGUGGGGGUUGAAAACUCCCGGUAACCGCGUGGACAGAUAGGUAUAAAGAGAAAGAACGAGAGAAAGGGAUUGGAGUAAACAGUGAAUUAAUAAUAAAGAAUACCGAAAAAGUUCCAUUUUAAAAGUGAAGUGAGGAGGAAGAGAUAAGAUUAAAAAAUAUUGAAGAAAGUAGAGAGCAAGCAAUAAGUGACUGAGGCUUUCUAUUUCCUUCAGCGAGACGGUUUUGCGGUUCGUGGCCCUGUUAGAGGGUUUCUCUCGGUCGUGGCCUCCCUCGACGUCGGGUCUCCUCCUUGUCAAACGUGAGACGUCUAUCUCUUUUGCCAUCACGCGUUAGUGCAGUCAGUGAUCGUGCUUAUUAUACAUCUUAUUGAAACAACAUUAAAUAAUAAUUCAUAAAAUUAAACUGCAUCAUCUUGGCGAUCAUUAACGAUCGCAUAAAAGUUCUGCAAAGGACGACGAAAGUGUGUCAGUUCAUCGUGGUAAUGCCUCGUAGAUCAGUGAACCAGUUAGCUGGUAAGGAAGCAGGCGGUGUAAACCGAAAACGCUGACGAGACCAGUCCCCACUGGGCCCGGUCCAGGCCAUGAUCGGCCCGCCAACCCAGAGGGCACGCACCCAGCAGCGUCGUAGUCGCUAUCGUCAACCGGCAGAGCCGGUCGACAAAGAAGAUAAGGUAUCUUCUUCAUCAUCAUCUUCGUCAUUAUCGUCAUCACUACCAACAUCAUCAUCAUCCUUGUCUUCAUUUGGCGUACAGAGAGUUUGGUUUGCUACCGCUCAAGAAGAGACUAACUGCUGCUGGCUGCCGAUCGUGGAUGACGAAGACGACGCUGUUAGUUACAGAACCAGGAAGUGUUAUUCUACUGAUAACAGAACGAGACCACAAGGAAGACGACGUGCAGGAGCACGAAAUCAUUCAAUCUUUCUUCUUUUUGCUACCGCUGCGACCUUCUUUGCACUUUUACUUCCUCCAGUAAUGGGAGCGACGAGCGAUAGUAUAGAGGAGGAAACGACGAGUUCAGCAUCAACAGUAGUAACUGCAACAGCAGUGACUGUCGUUAAAACGAGAGCUGGAAGCGAACUGGGGGGUAGUAUAGACCUUCUAGCAGCUUUGCAACUGCACAAUACAACACGGCAGGGUGUAACACAAGUACCUGGCCUCGUCAGACUGAAACCAGCAUAUUAUCUUCAAGGCGAGGAGAGGGACCUUCAACUAAGUCAGGCGAACUUUGAACGAGCAGCUGCAUUACUCCGGCGGGUUCCGGAGUUUACUGUUGCUGCUUCUCUUCGACAAGAAGAGGCUAAUUCCGGAACAAUUAUAGCCUUUUCUCAUGGUAAUAAUAGGUACUUGGAGCUGCAGAGCAGCGGUCGAAAAGACGAACUUCGUCUUCAUUACGUAUCACGGCGAGAUGGUGCCGUACAUGUGGAGGCCUUUCCUUUCCGUCUUGCUGAUGGAGUGUGGCACAAGGUCGCUUUGAGUAUCAGUGGCUCGCAGGUCGAGCUUCUAGUCGACUGCCACCCUCUUUACAGACGUCUUUUAAGGCCUGGACCACCAGACACCAAUUUUACUUUGCCACAACUUCAACUUUGGGUUGGUCAGAGAAAUGCCAAACACUUUCUCUUCAAGGGGGCCCUACAAGAUGUUAAACUAAUCCCAGGUGCUCAUGGCUAUUUGUCCCAAUGUCCUCAACUUGAUACAUCCUGUCCUACCUGUGGUCAAUUUUCUAUUCUUCAAAAUACAGUAGAACAGCUCAUGCACAAUUUAAACGAAUUGACUCACAGGCUAGCUGCUGCAGAAGGUAGAAUAAGCAAAGUGGAAGAGUGUGAGUGUCAAAAGUCCUGCAGUGCAAAUGGAACGACUCACGAAGAUGGUUCAACAUGGGAAAAAGGCUGUGAACGUUGUUCGUGUGUUCAUGGAGAAAUUGAAUGUAAACCUACGCCUUGUGCACCCGUUAAUUGCAAACAUCCAGUUAUACCUCAGGGCCAGUGUUGUCCAAUCUGCCUAAAGGAAUGUUAUUUACAUGGAGUAAUUUAUGACCAUGGAGAAAAAGUACGACCCAAACAGUGUGUUGAAUGUGACUGCUUUGAUGGUAGUUUCACUUGUCAUCGGUUUGAUACUGAAACUCGAUGCCCACCGUUGCCUUGUCCACCAAAUGAGCAAAUCACUGUGGCUGAAGAAUGCUGCAAAUUUUGUCCAGGAGUGGAUUACUGUGCAAAAGGCCAUAAUUGUCAUGUAAAUGCAUCCUGCCUAAAUCUCCAGACGACUUAUGCCUGCCACUGCAAUAUCGGUUUCCAAGGAGAUGGCCCAAAUUGUCACGACGUUGACGAAUGUAAACAACAAGGUGGACUAGAAGGACACCAUUGCAAUAAAAAUACUCGGUGUGUUAACGUUAUUGGUUCGUACACGUGCGAGUGUCUUCCUGGUUACCAAAGGGUCGAUAAAUUCAACUGUGCUGAACUGGACGAAUGUACGACUGGUCAGCACUCGUGUUCUGAACAUGCGACUUGUGUCAAUACGCCUGGUAGCUACUACUGUAUUUGCAAAGAUGGAUAUACCGGAGACGGCUACACUUGCAAACCGGUAUGUAAUCAAACCUGCCAAAAUGGAGGAGAAUGUAUAGCGCCUGGCAGAUGUUCUUGCCGACGAGGUUACAUUGGUAACAGCUGUGAGCUUGAUCUAGAUGAGUGCGCGAGUGAUCUGCACAGAUGUCAUCAAUCUUCGACCUGCUUCAAUAUGCCUGGUUGGUAUUAUUGUCGUUGCAAGCCUGGCUACAGAAGUGCGCUUCAUGAUGGUACUCAAGGUACUCAGUGCGUUGACAUUGACGAGUGUAAUGAUCAGACACUUGAGAGAAAACACACCUGUCAUCCAACCGCCAAAUGCAUCAACACUGAUGGUGGAUACGAGUGUGCUUGCCCGCCAGAGGAGUCUCAUCCAGAGAAAGAAUGUCGAUUAAGUUGCUGGUAUGAAGAUCAUGAAGUAAAAAAUGGAGAUACUUUUGCUCCAGUUGAAAAUCCGUGCAGACAGUGCACUUGUAAAGAUGGAGUGAUCACCUGUAGAGAUCCUAUUUGUGAUUGUAGUGCUCCAAGCAGCCGCAGAGACAAGUGUUGUCCUCAAUGUGAUCCUGCCGCCUCAUGCCGGCAUCAGGAGCUUCAUCAUUUGGUCUUUAGGAGUGGAGAACGAUGGAUAUAUCAAUGUCAGACCUGCGAGUGCCUGUAUGGUGAAAUCGACUGCUGGCAAAUGGAAUGUCCUCCUAUAACAUGUAGCAAUCCAGUAACAGAAGAUGGAGAUUGUUGUCCACGUUGUGAAGAUGAUCCGUGUGCGAGAGAAACCCACACAAAUAGUACUUCAUUAUCAUCAUCAAGUCAUCCACAACCAUGCAGUUAUGCUGGUAUAAUUCAUGAAAGCGGUAGCGCCUGGCAGGACCCGCACGAUAAAUGCACCACGUGCGAGUGCAAGGUGCCGUACUGCGCCCAAUUGGACGGUCAAUUAUGCUGUAGUUACGAUUACGGUUGUGCUGGUGAUGUUGGAGUUCAGCAGCAGCAACAGCGCACAACCGCUAUUAGCAAGUUUGAUCUUGCUUCUAUGUCAAGCAAUCCGAGCACUUCGAGCGAAAAUCUCGCUUCACCGGAAGCAGCAGUAUCAACGAUUGGAUCAUCAUUUAGUGCUGGUACACUGUCAGAAUCAAGUGAAGACAGCAUCAAUGAAUAUUCCACAAUGGAUUCACGAGUUGAUAAGCUUGUGUAUUCAGAAACAUCAUCAUCAACGCCGAAUUUGGCAAAGACUUCGUUGCCCCCACGAAAGCGCAGCGAUCCCGAGAUUAAUGGCUUUGAGCAGCCACACAAUAUCGCGAGGAAACUCAGCUCUUUCUCCAAGGCACAGUCGAUUCGUCGGAGCCAGACUGGCAGCCGCACCUUGGUGGCGAUAUCCCCGAAUAAAGAUACAAGAAAAAAUUCUUUGUCUAUGGGAAAACGAAAUAACAUGGUUAGAUCCAAUUAUUUGGCAUCCCCUCAACUCGUCGGAAGUAACGACGCCACUUGAACAAUCACUUGAUAGUCGCGUCGAUGUAUCGACGAGUUAGAUGGAUAACAAGGACACGAGUUAAGGCAUUCCAAGGAUUAAGAAUCAAGUGUUGCAUCUCAACUUCAAGCGGCCUUGCAACUAAUGUGCACGAAAGAAGAAUUUGAGAAAAUAAAGAGAAAAGUAAUGGUGAUUUUUCGAUGACAAGGAAGAUCAUUUUUUUAUGAAUCUCACAAUGAUAUUGAUAAUGACGAUGAUGAUAAUUGAUGAUGUUAAUGAUGAAUUUCUUAUUUAUAAUUCUUUUUUAUUGGAUUAAUAAUCAAGCGUUAAUAUCUUGAAAUAUAUUUCGUGAUACAAUGGAAAAUUACAAAAGUUCACCAAUAAACACAAGCACAUUGUCGUACACGAAAGUUGAAAUUCUAAUAACAAAUAAAAAAAAAUUACAUUAAAUAUCAGAGUACGUGCAUUUGUACAGUACUUAUUAUUAUGAUUACAAUUAUUACUAUUAUUAUUAUUACAAUUAUUAUUAUUAUUAUUAUGAUAACAUACUUUAAUUUAAUAUCUUUUCGUUGAUUACCUCAACUAAGAACAGAAGAGUUACUUAUAACAUUGACAGGGAAUACGAUCGUUACAUCGGCGGUGCACAGGACAAAUGUAAUUUGGAUUGAAUUUUUGCAAGUUGAUUUUGAUACUCAUAUUUUAAUAAACCACAUAGCAAAUGAAUAAAUAAAUAUAAUAAUAGAAUAAUAAAUCAAUAACUUAACGAAUCAUUAUCAAUUAUUCAUUAAAGGAAACAACAAUUUUGUAAUUCAUAAUUUUGUUGUGAUUUAUUUAAAAAUGGAGAUUAUAGAAAUUAAAAAUAAUAAAAAAAGAGAGAUAUUAUUGAUAAAUUUAUAAAUUUUUGUGCCGGCCGAUGAACGUGCCGAGCUUCUCCGAUUGGUUCCUUGAUUGCAUUGGUCCUAUUCAAUCCAUCGCGAUAAUUACGACUACAUUCCUCUUUAAUUAACAAAUAAGUAGGCACUAAUGAAUGAAAUACAUAUGAGUAUAGAAAAAAAAUAAAGUAAAAAGAGUAAUAAAAGUAAAUAAAAGUAAAGAGAAUAUAAAGUAAUGUAUGGACUUACGAGCAGUGUGGCUGUCCAGGAAUAGGGAUAUCAAAUUAAAAUUUAAAAAAAAUAAUAAUUAUGUAUUAUAUGGCAAUGCGUGGCUCGGAAUUUAUUGUAGAUUAUGCAAAAUGAAAAAUAAAAAAUUAAGUGAAUGAAAUUUCUAAAUUAAGAUGAAAACUAAUAAGUAAAACAUCUUUUGCAAUAUGCAAUUAUCAGUAAUCGUUUGUUACAUGUGCAAUAAUUUUUAAUGAUAAUAUACUGCUUGAUUUAUAAUCAACUAAUUUAUAAAAAUGAAAAAAAAUUAUUGAAAAAAACGUCGAGUUUGAUGAGUCAUUAAAGUACUAUACGAAAUAAAGAAACAUUGAAAAAGCAAAGACAGCAGCGAGUAGUUAAUGUCAGUCAUUGUUUAAAGGGUCUCAGGGUCGAUCUUGAAUGAUUUUAAUCUAUCACGUCGAUUCAAAUAUAGAGAUUAAAGUCUUCUUCUAGAGGUAUAUUUCUAGUCAUUCAUUUAACAAAAUGAGAACCGAUACAUUAUUGUCACGACUGACAAUUAAAUUAUUAAGAAUAUCGGAGAUUAAAUAUUCAUUUUGACUUACUGCAAUUAAACUAGACAAUAUGCGUAUGAAAGAGUGAACAGUGAAUUUAAUAAUUUAGAAAAUGAAUAAAAAUCAAUUACAAAUUAAACGAAUAAUAAUAAUUAGUAUGAAAGAAGAGAUAAAAAUUUUCAUUUUACUAAAAUCAUAAAUUUUCAAGUAUACGGAGCAAUUAUUGAAUAUUCCUUCUUCUACGUUAAAGAAAAUCCUAAAAUAAAUAAUGAUAACAACGAUAAAAUAAUAAUAGCAAUGAAAAAGUAUCGAUUUAUAAUAAAUAACAAAGUACAUCAAAUUCAAUAAUAAAAUUUAAAAAACCAGGUGUGAGAGUUUCUGAGAUUUCCAUAAAUAUUGUAAUACUUUGUACAAAAUAAUCGUUCUUUAACACACAUUUUGAAGGUCUAAAGCCGAAGAAGAUAGCUAAAAUAUCUUAGCUUGAAUAUUAUUAUAAAUGCAAUAAGAAAAAUACGCAUCCUUACAAAAAAUGUUGCAGUACAUUUCAAAUCUCCCAAUCGUUAUGCAUUGAUCCCAUUUAUUAACAGCAAAAUAUUAUUAAUAAAUAAGAAUAAUGUAAAAAUUGUUUCUUGAUUAAUAAAACAGAUAAAUAAAUGAAAUAAAUAUUAUUGAAACCGCUGGACGUGUAAGAAUUCUGAUAUUAAGAAAAAACAUUUUAGAAAUGCUAUAAUGGAAGCGCAAAAAGAAUUGAAUAAAAUGAUUAAUCAAUUAAUUGAGUAAAUUAUUGAAAAAUCGAUAAUCCAUAGUUACAAAAAAUACCAAAAAAACUUUAAAAAAAAUAUUUGCAUUGCAUCAAAAACAAAAUAAUUCAUUUUUUCAAAUGCGCCGAAAAAUAUUCAAUAAGAAAACUGCUGUUGCUCUAAUGUAUAUAGUUGUGUACGUUAGUUUAUCAUAUAUUAUAAAUAAGCGUAAUACAACGCGAUAUCGGGUUAUAAACAAUUAUUAACGGUAUACAAUCGAAUGAAUUAACCUACAAGUCCUGAAAAAAUAUGGACGUGUCUUUUCUCACGUUUACGAAUAGUCUAUGACAAAUCGUGAACAUCCUGUUGAAAAAUAAAUUCAUAAGUUAUACUUGGCACAAAAGAUUCGUUGAUGAAUAUCAUCGUUGACGAGUAUCUAACAUGUACAUUAGAUGUAUCGCCUAUAUACAACGGGUUUUUUUCUCGAACACGUUGUUUUUCGUUCAUUCGUAUAGGCAAAUGGGAAAUAGGAUAGGCGGGUAGAUAGGUAGAUAGGUAGGUAUGUAAUAAUGGCAUGAAGAAAUGCCGGGUCACUGAAAAGUCAAAAAAAUAAAAUUUACUAUCAUUUGUUACCAAUUAUUUUCAAUUGUAUACAAUUCUUUAAUGUAUUUUUAUCCAAAAUUAAAUAUAUAUUUACGAUAAUUUAAAUAAUCAAAUCCUACAUUAUACGAAAUUGCAUAAAUUUCGAAAAACAAUGAUUGAAUCAAUCAUUCUAUAAAUAAAUGAUUUAUAUUAUUAUAAAGAAAUAUAUUUAUUUAUGUAAAAAAAAAUAAUAAUGAAAAUGUAUGAUGUAAACGUACUCUGUGUCCUGGCAGUUCAUCUAAGCUUCAAGUUAUUGAUAAAGAUAAUGAUGAUAAUAUAAAAAAUAAACAAUGGUACUAUUAAGUAGAAGAUGAAAUGAAUAAAAAAAUAUAAUUAAUAAAAUGAUACAGAGAAGAUGAAAACGAUCAACAACAAAAAAAGAAAUAAAUAAAACUAAAACAGAAGACGAUUUUUUUCGUGCAUUAAAUGGAAGACUUUCUAUACGUUUUCCAUCGGUUGUUGUACGAUCGAAUGUUUCUAUAUGUAACGUGUAAAUUAUUUACCAUAAAUAGCUUACGAAUUAUCAGUAAUAUUUGUAAAAGGAGUAAGAGUAAGAAAGUCAAGUUGAGGUGGAAUAUUUCUAGUCAGAAACUAAAAAAUAAGAAUGAAAAAUGAAUAAACAUGAAAAAAUAAAGAAAAAAAACUAAAUUAACAAUUAUCGAUAUCAUCAACUCGGCUGGCUUGCGAUUUGAUCAUUAAUAAGAUAAUUCAAAAUGCAAGGAAUUUGUCAUGAAGUGUAAAUGAGAGCACCAAAGUAUUGAAUAUGGCUAAAAAAUGCUAUAUAUUUCAUCUACUACAAAGUAAUUUUGGCAUUUUAAUAAUAAGACUCAUUAUGUGUAAUUAGAAGAGUGAAAAAGAAAUACUUGUUUAUAUAGUU